Molecule: messenger RNA, 1048 nt
Organism: Rhineura floridana
Lineage: Eukaryota; Metazoa; Chordata; Lepidosauria; Squamata; Rhineuridae
Gene: PPIL3
Product: peptidylprolyl isomerase like 3
Exons: 5
Coding region: 239-799 (186 amino acids)
Biological process (GO): protein folding; protein peptidyl-prolyl isomerization
Cellular component (GO): catalytic step 2 spliceosome
Molecular function (GO): peptidyl-prolyl cis-trans isomerase activity
Source: RefSeq, a predicted model, not a curated record
UAUUCUGUAGUUAGCGCCCUUCCUCAUUUAUUCACGGCGUUGAGGGAUCCAGGCAGAAAAGGGGGGAAUUGUGUUCUGCGUAAAUAAUAACAGCAGCAACAACAACACGAGUCUCGCCUGCACUUUUUUACCUUGGGGUCCUCCAAAGCAGCUCUUGCCUCCUUCCCCACCGCAAUAACGAGGCGGUUAAUAAGCCCCAAACCCGCGGCCUGCUUCUGACGCUUUUCUUCGCCGCUCUAUGGUUUCUUCCCAGCCCGGGCACCUCCUCCAAUCCUCCCAGCGUGCUCUUCUUACGGCGCCGCUUCCCGCCUCUGAUCUUCUUGAGAAGCAAAGGAGUUGCCAGGCCGCUGGGAGUCCCCCUCUCCACUCCAACCCUGCUGUAGGGCAGACGAAUUUUCUGGCACUCUGCGCUAGUAACUACUACAACGGGUGUAUUUUUCACCGGAAUAUCAAAGGAUUUAUGGUGCAGACAGGAGAUCCAUCAGGUUCUGGGAAAGGAGGAAAUAGCAUUUGGGGCAGAAAAUUUGAAGAUGAAUACAGUGAAUACUUAAAACAUAGUGUCCGUGGAGUUGUUUCCAUGGCCAAUAAUGGUCCAAAUACAAAUGGAUCUCAAUUCUUCAUCACCUAUGGCAAACAGCCACACCUGGACAUGAAAUACACUGUGUUUGGGAAGGUAAUUGAUGGGUUGGAUACUCUGGAUGAGCUGGAGAAACUGCCAGUGAAUGAAAAGACAUUCCGUCCCCUUAAUGAUGUCCAUAUUAAGGAUGUUACCAUUCAUGCUAAUCCUUUUGCUCAAUAGCUGCAAAGUGCUGUUGUGAGAUAAUUAUUAUAAUAGUGCCAAUGCAGAGUUCAAGGGCUGGUUUGUGUAACUGCAGAUGGGUCUUGGAAGACAGAUGGGUUUGUGCACUUUCUCUUGAAUAAAGGACUUUUGAAGCUGUUAUUUCAACGUUUCACAGGAGAAAAAGCCACAUUUUGAUGUGUGAAAUUGUACAUGUUUAACCAAGUUGGGUAAAAAAGCAUUUUGUAAAAAUAAAUAUAUUUUAAUCAA